Molecule: messenger RNA, 4133 nt
Organism: Peromyscus californicus insignis
Lineage: Eukaryota; Metazoa; Chordata; Mammalia; Rodentia; Cricetidae
Gene: Adamtsl4
Product: ADAMTS like 4
Exons: 15
Coding region: 342-2861 (839 amino acids)
Biological process (GO): extracellular matrix organization
Cellular component (GO): extracellular matrix
Molecular function (GO): metalloendopeptidase activity
Source: RefSeq, a predicted model, not a curated record
CCUCCCCGACCCCCGCCUGGGCUCUGACGGUCACGGAACAGCGGGCCCUGGGGCGAAUUCCUGGGGAGGGGGUCUGGUCCCAUCCCCCCGGCGAGGGCUUGAGCCAAGAUUCCUGUUAAGUCACAUAGUGAAGUUGGAAAACAUACGGGACCUCCCUGCACGCCAGCGCCGCCCGCUUCUCCCCGCCCGCGGGGCUUCGGGAGGAUGCGCCCCGACGCCUGCACUCCGGGACCGCGGGGACAGGGUGUCUGGGAGGGAUGCGGAGUACCCUCCAUGCCCAGAUGCCAGAGUAGCUAUCCUGUCUCCUGCCCCCUAGCCCGGGGACAGUCAAGGGAAGAGCAAUGGAGACCUGGCUGGGCAGGCUCUGGCUGUGUGUGAUGCCGCUGCUGCCUCUUCUUCAGCUCGGCCAGCAUCAGGAGCUGUUUGGACCUUCUCUUCAGACACCAUCAGAGGAGGGCCAGGCCCCUGAGGGCCUCUGGGGACAUUGGGGCCGGUGGGCCCCCUGCUCCCAGCCUUGUGGGGUGGGGGUGCAGCAAAGGAGCCGAACUUGUGAACUGCACCCAAGCCUAUCCCUCCCUCCCCGACCCCCAAGACAUCCAGAAGCCCUCCGGCCCAGACCCCAGACUCCCCAGGACGCCCAGUCCCUGUACAGGCCACAGCCUCGGGGAAGGGGUGGCCCUCUUCAAGGUCCUGCUUCCCAGCUGGGGAGAGAGAAGCCCCAAGGGACUCAAGGGGCCCAGAGGUCCCGGGUUCGAGACCCGAUCAAGCCAGGGAUGUUUGGUUAUGGGAGAGUGCCUUUUGCCUUGCCACUGCACCGGAGCCGUAGGCACCCCCAUAGACCCGAGCAACCCAAGAACUCUUCUACAGGGGAUGAGACCCUUCCAUCCCGGCCUCCAAGCACAGAGCCGGCCUCUGCAAACCACAGCCCUCACACGCAGCUUCCUGAACUGCAUACCGACUCCCACUCUCCCCCCGCUGAAACCCCAAGGCCUGGAAGUGCUCAGACUGAGGUGUCCCCCAGAAGCAGUCCUGCUCCCUCUGACACAGAGAUCCCCUCAGCCACAUCCUCCUUUGGAGACAGUAGGUCUUACCAGGGAUCUCCUGGGCCACGAAUGCCAACCUCCCGCAGUUGGAACAGUCCCCAGGGAGCAGGGCGACAUCCUCAUCCUUUACCGUCUGUCCCUCGGAGUGGAGGCCAGCAGAGCAGGGGGCACUGGAGACCCCGAGGGAGUUCUCACAGGUCCCCAGAUGGCUGGCUGCCCCUGACAAGAGACUCCAGCCCCCUCUGGAGCCUUUUUGCUCCUAGUAGCCCUGUUCCAAAGUGUUCUGGGGAAAGUGAACAGAUGAGAGCCUGCAGCCAAGAGCCUUGCCCCCCUGAGCAGCCAGACCCCAGGGCCCUGCAGUGUGCCGCCUUUGACUCCCAGGAAUUCAUGGGCCAGCUGUACCAGUGGGAACCCUUCACUGAAGUUCAGGGUUCCCAGCGCUGUGAGCUGAACUGCCGCCCCCGUGGCUUCCGGUUCUAUGUCCGUCACACCGAAAAGGUCCAGGAUGGGACCCUGUGUCAGCCUGGAUCCCUAGACAUUUGUGUGGCAGGACGCUGCCUGAGCCCCGGCUGUGAUGGGAUCCUUGGCUCUGGCAGGCGUCCGGAUGGCUGUGGGGUCUGUGGCGGUGACGGCUCCACCUGUAGGCUCGUUUCGGGAAACCUCACGGAGCGAGGGGGCCCCUUGGGCUAUCAGAAGAUACUGUGGAUCCCUGCGGGAGCCUCCCGUCUUCAGAUUUCCCAGCUCCGACCCAGUUCCAAUUACCUGGCACUUCGAGGGCCUGGGGGCCGCUCCAUUAUCAACGGAAACUGGGCAGUGGAUCCCCCAGGGUCCUAUUCGGCCAUCGGGACUGUCUUCCAGUAUAGCCGUCCUCCUCGGGAGGAAGGCAAGGGGGAGAGCAUGUCAGCCGAGGGCCCCACCACCGAGCCUGUGGAUGUCUAUAUGAUCUUUCAAGAGGACAACCCCGGUGUUUUUUACCAGUACAUCAUCGCUUCCCCUCCUGCGGUCCUAGAGAGUCCCUCCACGAAGCCUCCAGCCCUUCAACUUCAGCCGGAGAUGCUGAGGGGGGAGCCCCUACUUGCUUCAGCUCCCCGCCCAGUUCGGGCACCGGGCACCCUCCAGCGUCAGGUUCGAAUUCCCCAAGUGCCUGCUCUGACUCAUGCCAGGACAUCCCUGGGGUCUGCAGCCGGAUACUGGAAGCAAGUGGGGCACUCGGAAUGUUCAGCAUCCUGCGGCAAAGGUGUCUGGCGCCCCCUUUUCCUCUGCAUUUCCCGUGAGUCAGGAGAGGAGCUGGAUGAACAGAGCUGUGCCCUGGGUGCCAGACCCCCAGCUUCCCCUGAACCCUGCCAUGGGCCCCCGUGUCCCCCAUACUGGGAGGCUGGUGAGUGGACGUCUUGCAGCCGAUCCUGCGGCCCUGGCACCCAGCACCGUCAGCUGCUCUGCAGACAAGAAUUUGGAGGCGGUGGCUCCUCUGUGCCCCCAGAGCGUUGUGGACAUCUCCCCCGGCCCAACACCACUCAGCCUUGUCAACUGCACCUCUGUGGCCACUGGGAGAUUAGCUCCGCCUGGAGCCAGUGCUCUGUGCGUUGUGGCCGUGGUCAGAGGAGCCGGCAAGUUCGGUGUGUUGGGGACAAUGGUGAUGAAGUGAGCAGGCAGGAGUGUGCUUCAGGGCCCCCCCCACCCCCCAGCAGAGAGGCCUGUGACAUGGGGCCCUGUACCACAGCCUGGUUCUACAGCGACUGGAGUUCCAAGGACCUCAGAGAUAAGUGGGAAAAACUUACAUUCACACCUGCCAUUUUAGUACUUGGGAGGCCGAUUUGAGAGGACUGGCUGAGUCCAAGGCCAGCCUGGACUACAUAGUAAGUUUCAGGCCACGUGAGCUAUAGCAGAACCUUCUUUAAAACACAAAAGCAGGCUGGGUAAGGCAGUGCACACCUUUAAUCCCAGCUAAGGCAGUGGAUCUCUGUGAGUCUGAGGCCAAGUCUGGUCUACAGAGUGAGAUCCUACCUCAAAAAAAACCACCAACAAAAAAACUAAACAGAAAGAAAGAGAAAGAAAGAAAGAAAGAAAGAAAGAGAGAAAGAAAGAGAGAAAGAAAUCAGAAAGGAAGAAAAGAGAAAAAUGGGGUAGAGAGGGAGCUCAGUAGUUCUGGAGGACCUGGGUUCAGUUUUCAGCACCCACGUCAAGCAGCUCAUAACCACCAGUAACUCCAGCGCCAGAUCUGGCACCCUCUUCUGGCCUCUGUGAGCAUGUGUGACGUACACAAACACACACAUUAAAUAACAAAGUAACAGACGUCAGAGGGACUGGCCGGAUGGCUCAGUAGGUGAAGAGGACUGGCUGGGCAAGCCUGAUUACCUGAGCAAGGUCCCCGGAUCCUACAGUGGAGGAGAGGGCGACUCGUGUGCCCCUGCACUCACACAUUACACACUGGCUGGGUGCCCACGCCUUGAAUUCCACCACUCAGAAGGCAAAGGCAAGAGGAUCUUUGUGAGUUUGAGGACAGCCUGGCCUGCACAGAGAGCUCCAGGACAGCCAGGGCUACAUAAGAGACCCUGAUUAUUAAAAUAAUAGUAAUAAUAAAAACAAUAAUUACAGCGGGCUGGAGAGAUGGCUCAGAGGUUAAGAGCACUGGCUGCUCUUCCAGAGGUCCUGAGUUCAAUUCCCAGCAACCACAUGAGCUAACACAACCCUCUACAAUGAGAUCUGGUGCCCUCUUCUGACCUGCAGGCAGAACACUCAUUGUACACAUAACAAAUAAAUCUUAAAAAAAGCAAUGAUUACAUAAUACAGUUUUACAGAAAACUGAGGUGGGUAGUGUGCUUGUCUAGCCUGUACGAGGCCUACUUUUGAUCCCCGGUAUCACAUAAACCAGGUGUAAUGGCACACACCUGUAAUCCCAGCACCCAGGAGGAUCAGAAAUUCAAGGUUCUCUCAGCUUCAUACCAAGUUCGAGGCCAGUCUGGAACCCCAGCUGUCUGUCUCCUCUUACAGGCUGGUACCCCAGGGCAUCCCUGAAUGCCCUGGAUGUGGGUCCUCCACAUCUCAGUUCCGGGCACCAGCAGCCUCCCUUCACACAGGCCACUCUCCUCU